AUGGGGUAUAUGAGGUCGCUGCUGGUGCGUCCAUGCCCCAUCGAUCCCAACCACCUCUCCUUCAUCGCCAUGUCCUCCCAGGCUACCAAGCGCAUCACCCGCUCGAUGAGCACCCGUGCUGCCAAGCGCCAACGCCUCCAUGAGCAGCUGAUCUCCUUGGGAAUCGAAGAGACAUACCCUGUCCUCCUGGCCGUCCUCUCGAUCCCCGAGCUGAUCGAGAUGCUCCCUGCCUGCAGUCUCGUGAAGCUCAAGGCAACUUCCAGCGACGUGAGGACUCUGCUCUCGACCAAGACUGUGGGCAUUCGUAUCUGGGCCGAGUGGUUCGACAAGCAACACCACACCAGACUUCUCUCUGCCGACUGCGCCCAGCUGGUCAAGUAUUUCCCCGCUGGAUCGAUUCCCUUCAACCUCAAGUGGCUCAAGUCCAUUCCGAGAUCCGUGGUUUCAGCCGAGUUCGUCCGAGUCGCAUCUCGUAUCCGCCGAGACAACUCCGAAAUCCAGAUCGUACGACGACUCCUCGAGGUCAAGCACGUCCCCACUGCGAUGUGGGUGGUUGAGGACAAGGUCUGGAAUGAUGAAUGCAUCAGCAAAAGCCUUUCCGUCCUGCGCAACAAAUCCGAGGUGCUCGACGACUUCCUCCUCGAACAUCGCAAAUUUUUCCUCGGAUCACCAUCUGAAGAGAUCAACCAGGCGUACUUUCAGUGGCUCAAGUCGUUGGACACAUCCAAACUGAAGGUCAAAUUCACUCUCCACGAAUGCUAUCGAUAUGGCAGAGGUACUGAUUUGAACCCGACCCAGGCCUUGGAUCUCCUGGUCGAAUGCGCCCGCGCCGGGUAUCGCAGCACUGUCCAGGAAAUCUACAACAUCUGCCAAUACGGGUAUAUUCGAGAUGCGCCCCAUGCAUCGUCCGUCUGGCAUUGGUUGUCGGAAUCGUCGGGACACAGUCUCCCUGAAAGGGACAGGAACCUCCUGAGGUUCUACUGCAUGAAGCACGCAAUUGGGUUCCCUCGAUCGAUAAACUGCAAGACGUUCUAUCAGUACAGCCUACUCAGUGCGUACAGGGAUGGUAGCAUGAUAGCACGCCAGCAAAUCCUCAGCAUUUCCUCCAGUGCAUUUCAUCCCUGGGAUCGCCCUGAGAACUGGAAUGAUAUCAUUCCUCUGGACCACAUCAUCGCAGCCAGAAACGACCCCCGGGUUCAAGCCAUGUUGAUCGACUUGCUCAAGCGAUCACUCAUGGCCCAGAACGAUGGUGCUGCUCUUUGGUCUCACUAUGAGAGGCUCAUUCGCGAGGCAUGCAUGCAGUGAAUGGAGUGCACACACCUUCUUCCAAUCCUCUUCCAACCCGCUCACAAGCGACGACGUUUCAC
Molecule: messenger RNA, 1367 nt
Organism: Polychytrium aggregatum
Lineage: Eukaryota; Fungi; Chytridiomycota; Chytridiomycetes; Polychytriales
Exons: 1
Coding region: 1-1305 (434 amino acids)
Source: RefSeq, a predicted model, not a curated record